AUGGUUCCGAAUAAAAUGUUUGGUACAGACAAUGUUGACUUUCCACCUUCAAUGAUGGAUAUUACUGAUGAUUUUGGCAAUGUACAAACACCACAAUCAUUUUCAAAUGUCUUUCAAGAUGCAUUUCGUUCAUCAAAUUCAGCAGAAGAUUAUAUCAUCAUGGAAGUCUGUCGUCAAUUCCCAUUGCCAAUUCUACAAUAUAUAUGCAUCUCAAUUGAUAGUGCACAAAUUGCUACAACAACAACAACCGGAAAUAGUAUUUCUACCUUUUAUAUACAAAUAGUAUUAAGAAAAAUUGUAAACAAGAAGAUAUGGUUUCUUGAUAAAGUGACCGGUGACCAAUGUAACUAUGAUGUAACUCAUAAUGAUUUAGCAUGGAACGAGUACAUUAAAAAAGAUCGUGUUUUCAUUGAAAUCGGUGAUUUUCAAUCAAAUAAAGUUCGAACACGUCCCGGUGAUUGGUCUUCCAGUGCAUUUGUUCGUGCACAAAAAAAAAAAAAAAAACAAAUUACCAAUUGUAAAAUAGUAACAAGUAGAACUUGA
Molecule: messenger RNA, 543 nt
Organism: Rotaria sp. Silwood2
Lineage: Eukaryota; Metazoa; Rotifera; Eurotatoria; Philodinida; Philodinidae
Source: the annotation of a GenBank genome assembly